AUGAGUAGUGGCUCAGAUAUCGACCAAAGCAACCCUGAGUCUGAAACUUGGUCGCUUGACCCUGUUUACAGAACAACGAUCGAGAUCAAUGGACGGCUGUACCAGCAAUGGGCUCUGGAGAAUGGGACGUCUUUCUCCCCCGUCGAUGAGGAUGAGAGGGAAAGGCUUGAUAGAGUGCAUAACGUAUUCAAGCUCGUUUUCGACAAUAGAUUAAUAUUUCCACCCGUCAACAACCCUCAGAAAAUUUUGGACUGUGGUUUUGGUUCUGCUGCAUGGGCAGUGGAGGCCGCUGAAAGAUAUCCGAAUUGUGAAGUUAUCGGUGUUGACAUUAGCCCACAUAUGAUGCCAGAAGAAACGCCUACAAAUUUGUGGCUUCAAAUCGAUGAUUUGAAUCAACCUUUCACAUUCCAAACAAACGAGUUUGACUUUAUCCAAUCCCGAGAGGUUAUGGGUGGUAUCAAAAAGGAUCGAUGGUCAUCAUAUGUUAAGGACUGUGUUCGUAUCCUGAAGCCAGGGGGGUGGUUACAGCUCGUUGAAAUUUAUCCCAUGAUCCAGUCUGACAACGGUAUGAUCGACGACAAUCACAUCCUUCGUCAGGUCAGCAAGAAUUACUUCAGCUCCAUCGAAGAUACCAAGGAUCCGCGAGCUCCUUUGAAGCUGGAUUCCAUGAUGAGGGAAGCGGGGUUAGUUGAGCUGGGAAGCAGAAUGGUUCAAUUGCAUUUAAAUGGAUGGUCAAAUGUCGAGCGUGAUCGCCUGAUUGGCGAGAAAUAUGGCGAGGUCUUCAAGGACUGUAUUGAAGGUCUACUUCAAAUCCCAUUCAAGGAUAAAUUUGGAAUGUCCAUAAAUGAAGUUAGGGUCAUGGCCGCGCGAUUUCGACAGGAGGUGGAUAACAAGAGCCUCAAACCAUAUUUUGGACUGUAA
Morchella sextelata is the source of this 921-nucleotide messenger RNA. RefSeq lists its product as uncharacterized. The record is from RefSeq and is a predicted model, not a curated record. Lineage: Eukaryota; Fungi; Ascomycota; Pezizomycetes; Pezizales; Morchellaceae. Bases 1 to 921 code for a protein of 306 amino acids. Gene Ontology annotation, molecular function: methyltransferase activity. The transcript has 7 exons.